AUAUGAUUGGUUAAGCGGAUUCUAUUUAAUCACUAAACUACUGCACAUCAACUUAACUUGUUUCGGUCUGUGGUCUGUAUUAUUAAAUUUUUAGAAUAGGACAAAUAGCUAUGAACUUAUUAAUAAUAACAAUGCGAAGAUUUCUAAGAUGUACAAAGAGGUCAUCUUUGCAGAAGUUGCUAAUUUUGACGGGUGUAGCGCUGAUACUGCUAACAUUUAUAAACGUGAGAACGACAGAGGAGCUGUUACGCCAGAGUUGUAACCCAUACUAUGGUGAUAGAUCACAGGACAAAAAAUUAACCAGGAAACAGAAUACAGGCUCCGACAAACAUUCAUCAGUUGUUGAUAGAUUUAUACAGAGAAAGCAACAUUUAAAAGAUAAAUGCAGCAUUAUAUCUCUUGAUACUGUGGCAUCAGAAGUAGCUGUAAAACAACACCUGAUAAUUGACGAUAAAUAUAAAUUAGUGUAUUGUACAAUUGAAAAGAACGGAUGUACAUUUUGGAAAAGAGUGUUCCAGAUAUUAAAUGGUUUUAAAAACGUUACGGACCCUUUACAAACACGUGGGGUGGCUGCAUAUGAAGGUUACAAAACGGCAGAAAAGAUGCCCUUUUACGAAUUAAGUAACAUCCUAUCAUAUUCUAUAAAAUUCAUCUUUGUACGAGAACCUUACGAACGUCUUCUAUCAGGAUACGUUGACAAAUUAUUUUUACCCUGCGCGCCAUAUUGGUUUGAAUUAGGAAGAUUUAUAGUAAAGAGUUUUAGACAAAAUGGCGGGUCGUCUGCGUCGAGUUGUGGUGAUGACGUCACGUUCGAAGAAUUUGUCCGGUACUACCUAUACUCUUACAAAACCAAUACUAAAAGGGACGUCCACUUUUCUCACAAUUACGAACAUUGUAGACCAUGUGAAAUUGACUAUGACUACAUAGCAAAACUGGAAAAUUUCAAAGAGGACACUUUGUUUAUACUGAAAGAAAUGGGACUUAAUAACACUGUUCAAAUAAAGAAUUUUGAGAAAGAAACUGAACGUGAUGCCAUAAUGGAUGAAAUCGAUUGGGGCUUUUAUGUUUAUGAAAGUGCCGACAAAUGCAUAACGAAAUAUAAGACACUCCUAAGGAUUUACAAAAAGUUGCAAAUACGAGGAAUAAUAAGUAAAGAUGUUCCGUUUCCUUUUUCAAAUAAGUCAGUAGAGACAGUUCAUAUUGAUGAAUACAAAGAAGCCUUACUCAAUGCACAUGCUCAGUCCGGGACAAGAGAAAAGAGAAAGUUAAACAGAAAAGAAGCAUUUCUCGAGGCGUACUCUACUCUACCACAUGAAUUGCGUACGGAACUACAAAAAGAGUUGAGUGCAGAUGCAGAACUGUUUGGCUAUGCGACAUAUCCUGAAACUCUUAAAGUCGCAGAAUCGUAUGUACCGAAAUUCCGUUACUUCGAUAUAAGUGAAUGCUCUUAACAAAAACGAUCAACUGUGACGUGGUUACUGACAUUUUCUUUUCUCCAUUUCGAGAAAAACAAUAUCAUUUGAAUUAUAGACUCCUAUAAAAAUUAAAAGGAAACAAUC
This is a messenger RNA of Mercenaria mercenaria, 1559 nucleotides long. Its product is annotated as carbohydrate sulfotransferase 13-like. The transcript is spliced from 3 exons. The record is from RefSeq and is a predicted model, not a curated record. Gene Ontology annotation, molecular function: sulfotransferase activity. Bases 111 to 1451 code for a protein of 446 amino acids. Lineage: Eukaryota; Metazoa; Mollusca; Bivalvia; Venerida; Veneridae. Gene Ontology annotation, biological process: carbohydrate biosynthetic process. Gene Ontology annotation, cellular component: membrane.